This is a messenger RNA of Thamnophis elegans (Western terrestrial garter snake), 3827 nucleotides long. RefSeq names its product ras homolog family member U (gene RHOU). Gene Ontology annotation, biological process: small GTPase-mediated signal transduction. Bases 2617 to 3438 code for a protein of 273 amino acids. The transcript is spliced from 3 exons. The record is from RefSeq and is a predicted model, not a curated record. Gene Ontology annotation, molecular function: GTPase activity; GTP binding. Lineage: Eukaryota; Metazoa; Chordata; Lepidosauria; Squamata; Natricidae.
UGGGUAGACUACAACAGUCCCAAAGAUUUGCAAACAAUUCUAUUGCAACUUUUGUGUCAAUUUCCUAUAGCCUAUCUGGAGAUAAUCAAGUCCACUUAUUCCAUUCAUUCUUCAUUCAAGACUUGGACAUUGACAGCGAACAAUGGAAAAUUUUAGCUUCAUACAUUUGGAAGAGCUUUUUAUGUGGAAAUCUCAUUAAACUUAGUGGCUUAAUUAAAACACAUACUAAACUAUAGUAUGAUUGGUGAGGUUUCAGUUUAAUAAAUUGAGUAAAUACAAUAUUUGGAUGUAUUGAUUGGAUGAAUUCAACCCAUUUUUGUUUAUUCAGCAAUUCAAUAUUAAACAAUCAAUGAAUUAAUGAAAUGUAUCAAUACUGCUAGUCUACUUCAGCAUCCAACAGAAGAACUGCACUUUCAAUAAGUUUAUAUUUAAUUAUAGGAGAGUUCUUCCGAUUUGAUUACAUAGUCCAAAUAGAAGUAGGGUUGCUCUCAAACAAAGAGUAAAUUGAAACUGGAACCUCCCAAAGCUGAUUUGAUUUUAUUAGAACUUUUCAGUCAAUGGGAGAAAAUGCUGAAGGACUGUUAGACUGUCCUACAGUUCAGCCCUCUGUUUUCUCUUCCUCAGAAACAUGCUAAAAGAGUUUGGUUGAUCUGUAGGAUUUUGUUUUAUUUUUGCAUCAAAUGCUUUUUUGGAAAAUUCUCAACUCCUGAAAGUCCAUUUCCUUCUGCAUUUGCAAUUCACCCUUUACUUCUACACUUUCUGUGUCAAGAGAGCAGAAAACAUUUUUAAUUUUUAAAAUGUUAUUGAAAAAUAUUUCUAAUAUAAUUCAGUAAUCCAUGCCCUUUUGAAAGUUUACAGGUCUCAAUAUUUAUGACAUUUUUAUUAAAAAGUAUACAUACUUGCACACUUAUGUGUGUGUACCCAGACAGACGAGAGGGAACUUGAACCCUGGUCAAUAUCUGUACAAAAAAAAUUAGUUUUAUUGACACAGAAAAUUAAACCACUACUGAAGUGGUUUUCCAUUGCUUUUUCUGAUAUCCCCCCCCAAGACCAAAUGGUCUCCCUUCUAGUAUUAACCAAGAGUGGGUUUCCUUAACUUUUGGAAUGGACAUAAGCCAAGAUUGGCUGUCUGAGCAUGGCACUUGGGUGGUAAGACUAGCAUUUUGAUGGAAGAGCACUACAGCAAAGAUUUAGGCCAGACUGAAAACCUGGAAAACAUACUAGAAGAAGGGAAUGGCAAAUGAGCUUGGUGUUAUUGUCAAGAAAUCUGCAUGGUGGUAUCCAUAUAGUUGUCAAAGUUGAGCUCCAAACAAUAUCCAUUUGCAUCUUUAAUUUUAAAAAUGCAAAGUUUUAAAAGAAUUGGAAACAGGUGAGAAAGACCAUUGAUAUUCAAACACAUUUGUUCUUGGAUUAUUUAACAUAUAUCACAAUAGCUAGGACUGCUAGUUGCCUAUUACUGUAAGUCACACCCACCCACACAUAUUACAUUUCUUUAUACCACUAGUGUGUCUAUCCUGGAAAAUCUCAGAUCUCAAUACCACUACAUAACAGGUGUUUCCGGAUACUGUAGCCAGAAGGGUAAUGAGAUUUAUAUUAGUUCUUAGAAAAUAUGCUUGAGCUGCUAGCAUCAAAACUCCAAAAUACAUUUUAUUAUGUUGGGGGGAAAAAACCUCCAAAAUACAUUUUAUUACGUUAGAAAGUUCAGGGUAUUUGAGUCCUCAUCCCGUAAUAAGCGUUACUCAUUAAGGUGCUGUAAUUUGUAAUUUUUUUAUAGCAACGGUCUUAAACCGAUUACUUCUUCGAAAAUAAUGUAAUUGUUCUGGAAGAAGAAAGGAGGACACGUGCAAAAAAGAACUACGGGAAAAUGAAAACAAAACAAAACAAAGGGGCCCAGACGAAAUCGAAGAAACGACUGCAUAAAGAAAAUUAAAAGUUUUAAGAAACGUAGGAAAGAGCAAAGGUUUUAAAAAAAAAAGACUGGAACGAAAGGAUCGUGCGACGCCUCCGCGGGCGGCGUGGCUUACGUGGCCUUGUUCAAAUGUCCAGCCAAAUGAGAUAAGCCAUUGUCGUCAAUGUUCGAAAAGAAGCAGACUGGCCAAUGGGAAGCGCUCGAUCGCCAACGAGAUUGAGUCCGAGCCGGCCAGGAAUCGCUCACAUCGCCUCCUCUUUCGCGCUUUCGCCCCGGGAGUCGAGCGGCGCUGUGGUUUGGAGCGCCGCCUGCCGGCCAGUCCCUUCUCCAUCAAAGCCCCGCCCGUCCCAGGCUGCCCCGCCCUCUUUGGCUCGUUUUUCUCGGUUUCUUCGGGAUUAUGUCAUCUGGCGGCAGAUCGAGCGCUUGGCUGCUUGUAUAGGCUUCCCGCGAGCAAAGGCUGCUGCUGCUGCUGCUGCUGAAGGAGCGAGAUCCCGCGACUGUGAGGUGCCGGAGGCGCAGAGCUCGGGAAGAAGGAAGCUGGGCGCUGGGAGUCUGGAAAAGCUCUUCUCCAGCAGGCGCGCCCCCCACCCACCCACCCACCUACCCGGACCCGAUCGCUUUCCGGGCGCCUCUCGCCACUGCCUUCCGCGGCUGUGGCUCGGCGGAUCUCGUUGUCUUUGGGGGUCUCCCGCACUGGAGCCGGGCGGAUGCCGCCGCAGCAAGAAGGAGAAACCGGCUACAUCAGCAAGCCGCUGCCGGGCGGCUGCGAAGUGCCUCCGGUGCCCCCGCGUCGGGUCCGCAGUAGCCGAGCGGCGGCGUUGGGGGCUGCCUUGGGUAGCCGCUGCCGGGCUGGAGCCAGCGGAGGGGCCGGAGCGAUCGGAGCGGAGCCCCGGCGCAGCAUCAAGUGUGUGCUGGUGGGAGACGGCGCGGUGGGUAAAACCAGCCUGGUGGUGAGUUACACCACCAACGGCUAUCCUACGGAGUACAUCCCUACCGCCUUCGACAAUUUCUCAGCUGUUGUGUCUGUAGAUGGCCGACCUGUGAGACUUCAACUCUGUGACACAGCCGGGCAGGAUGAAUUUGACAAGCUCCGCCCACUGUGCUACACCAACACAGACAUCUUUUUGCUGUGCUUCAGUGUUGUGAGCCCUUCAUCUUUCCAGAAUGUGACUGAGAAAUGGGUACCUGAAAUCCGAUGUCAUUGCCCCAAGGCUCCUAUUAUUCUCGUCGGGACCCAAUCGGACCUCCGAGAAGAUGUCAAAGUACUCAUUGAGCUUGACAAAUGCAAAGAGAAGCCUGUGGCGGAGGAGACCGCAAGGCUCUGUGCCGAGGAAAUAAAAGCCGCCUCUUACAUCGAAUGCUCAGCUUUGACUCAGAAAAACCUCAAAGAAGUCUUCGAUGCAGCCAUUGUGGCUGGCAUUCACUACUCAGAUACUCAGCAACAGCCAAAGAAAUCCAAAAACAGGACUCCAGACAAGAUGAAAAACCUCUCCAAGUCCUGGUGGAAAAAAUAUUGUUGUUUUGUAUAGGGUGGUGGGUUUUUUUUAAUACAAAGGCCUUGGAAAUGGUGGUUUAAUCACUGAAGGUGGUUUGAGGUGACUUUGGCUGAGAAUCUCUCUCUACUCCAGAGUGCACAGUUAAGAUCCACCCCUGAACAUGCUGCUAAAAUUAUCUCUUCCCAAUGGAGAUGUGGAAGAACGUGAGCUGGGAAGCUGAGGUGGACCAAACUGAGGGUUUUCCCACUAGUGGUAGUUUCUUUGUUGAUGACUGCUGGCCUACACUUUGAUGGAACUGAAAGCUGAACCAUGAAUUCACUGUAUACAGGUGUAGGAAGAGCUAGAACCAGGAGUGAAAUUCAGCAGGUUCUGGAGAACCGGUGAUGGGAAUUUUGAGUAGUUUGGAGAACCGGCAAAUACCA